This is a messenger RNA of Scomber japonicus (chub mackerel), 1452 nucleotides long. Its product is annotated as neuronal acetylcholine receptor subunit non-alpha-3-like. The record is from RefSeq and is a predicted model, not a curated record. Gene Ontology annotation, molecular function: transmembrane signaling receptor activity; acetylcholine-gated monoatomic cation-selective channel activity. Gene Ontology annotation, cellular component: neuron projection; postsynaptic membrane; synapse. NCBI's taxonomy places the organism in Eukaryota, Metazoa, Chordata, Actinopteri, Scombriformes, Scombridae. Gene Ontology annotation, biological process: nervous system process; signal transduction; chemical synaptic transmission. The transcript is spliced from 6 exons. The coding region runs from base 1 to 1452 and encodes 483 amino acids.
AUGAAGUUAGCGGUCCUCCUCCUUCUGUCAGUGUCCUGCCCGCUGUCCCUCGCCAACAUCGCCGCUCCAAGUGAGUUUGUAUCGUUGGCUGAGAUGGAGGAUACCUUGCUGAAUAACCUUUUCAAAGGCUACCAGCGCUGGGUCAGGCCUAUUCAACGUGCCAAUGACACCGUUAAAGUGCGCUUCGGACUCAAGAUCUCCCAGCUGGUUGAUGUGGAUGAGAAGAACCAGCUAAUGACAACUAAUGUCUGGCUGUGUCAGGAGUGGAUUGAUUACAAGCUGCGAUGGAAUCCAGACGAGUAUGGAGGAAUCACUUCUAUCAGAGUUCCUUCUGAAAAUAUCUGGCUCCCAGACAUUGUCCUCUAUGAGAAUGCUGAUGGGCGAUUUGAAGGCUCUCUGAUGACCAAAGCCAUUGUCAAGUUCAAUGGUGGCAUCACUUGGACACCACCUGCCAGUUACAAGUCUGCUUGCACUAUGGAUGUCACCUUCUUCCCUUUUGACCGCCAGAACUGCACCAUGAAGUUUGGCUCUUGGACAUACGAUGGCAACAUGGUAGACUUGGUUCUGAUGGACAACCAGGUAGAUCGGAAGGACUUCUUUGAUAAUGGGGAGUGGGAGAUCCUCAGUGCCACUGGUGCAAGAGGGAACAGGAAAGAUGGCUUGUAUUCUUACCCCUUCAUCACAUAUUCUUUUAUCCUGAAGAGGCUGCCAUUGUUCUACACACUCUUCCUCAUCAUCCCUUGUUUGGGGUUGUCCUUUCUGACUGUCCUGGUGUUUUACCUUCCUUCAGAUGAAGGGGAGAAGCUGUCACUCUCUACCUCCGUCUUAGUGUCACUCACUGUGUUCCUCUUGGUCAUAGAAGAGAUCAUCCCUUCCUCCUCAAAAGUGAUCCCACUUAUUGGAGAGUAUCUGCUGUUCAUUAUGAUCUUUGUCACGCUCUCAAUCAUCGUCACUGUCUUUGUCAUCAAUGUGCACCACCGCUCCUCAGCCACCUACCAUCCCAUGUCGCCAUGGGUUCGUAAUCUCUUCCUUCAGAAAUUGCCCAGGUUGUUGUGCAUGCGAGGUCACACUGACCGCUACCACUACCCAGAACUGGCACCUGAAAGUCCUGAGGUCAAAACACGAUCUGGAGGUCGGAAAGGUGGCCAGAGAACGAACAGCGGAGCUCACGGACAGAUGACUGCUGAAGGGAAAGAGGAGGAGGCCUGGGCAACCAUGUUGGAGAAGGCCAUCUACUCAGUGCGGUACAUCAGCAGACACAUCCGCAAGGAGCACUUCAUUCGAGAGGUGGUACAAGACUGGAAGUUUGUGGCCCAGGUAUUGGACCGUAUAUUCCUGUGGGCUUUCCUUACUGUUGCGGUACUGGGCACCAUCCUCAUCUUCACUCCAGCACUGCAGAAGUUCCUCAAAAUCCCACCUCCAACUGCAAGUGAGGAUCCACCUUCAAACUAA